Messenger RNA from Colletotrichum godetiae, 1639 nucleotides. Its product is annotated as sugar transporter-like protein. The record is from RefSeq and is a predicted model, not a curated record. Gene Ontology annotation, molecular function: carbohydrate:proton symporter activity. The transcript has 10 exons. Gene Ontology annotation, biological process: transmembrane transport; carbohydrate transport. Gene Ontology annotation, cellular component: membrane. NCBI's taxonomy places the organism in Eukaryota, Fungi, Ascomycota, Sordariomycetes, Glomerellales, Glomerellaceae. The coding region runs from base 173 to 1639 and encodes 488 amino acids.
CUCUAAGGCCGAUCUUGAGGUCCGCCAUCUGCGUAAGGCGGCCGAGAAUGAGGUAGAAGAAAAGCUUGGGCAGUCUGCCAUUUACGAAGCCAAGCAAGCUUCGGACGAGGAACAUGCGCAGACACUUCGUCAGGCACUCAGCCAGAACCGCAAGGCUGUCUUUUGGUCUAUCAUGAUCUCCAUGUCCAUUGUGAUGGAAGGAUAUGAUGUCAUCCUGAUUAACAACUUUUUUGCCUAUCCGGAGUUCCAAAAGAAGUAUGGUAGUUGGUACGGCGAAGAAAUUGGUUAUCAGGUCUCUGGGCCGUGGCAAACAGGCCUGACGAUGGCUUCCACGGUCGGUGCCAUCUUUGGCGGGUUGAUGAACGGAUACUUCGCGUCCAAAUAUGGCUAUCGAUGGGUCAUGAUUGGUGCCAUGUUCUUCCUGAACUGCUUUAUCUUCGUCGUGUUCUUUGCGCACUCUGCCGCCAUGCUUCUAGUUGGACAAAUUCUCUGCGGCCUUUCCUGGGGUGUUUUUGCGACACUCAGUCCAGCCUACGCCUCCGAGGUCUGUCCUACCAAUCUACGCGGUUACAUGACUACAUAUGUGAAUCUUUGCUGGGCAACUGGCCAGCUUAUUGCUGCUGGUGUUCUCCGCGGAUGUCUAAGCAUUGAGGGCGAGAUGGCCUACCGGAUCCCUUUCGCAAUUCAAUGGCUCUGGCCAGUCCCUCUGAUGGUUGUUUCCUAUCUUGCCCCUGAAAGUCCGUGGUUUCUAGUCCGGAAAGAUCGUCUUGAAGACGCUAGACGGUCCAUCGAGAGACUCAGCGGGAAUAAGACUCAAGACCAAAUCAACGCUCAAUUAGCAAUGAUGGUUCACACAACCAAAGUCGAAUCAGGAGUGACCAGCGGUGUGACAUACCUUGAUUGUUUCAAGGGCAUUGAUCGUCGACGCACGGAAAUUUGCUGCAUAGCGUUUGCGGGGCAAGUCAUGUCUGGCAGCAGCUUCGCUUACACCCCGACAUACUUCUUUACUACCGCGGGAAUGAGAACAGCGAAUGCGUUCGAACUGAGUCUAGGAGCAAAGGGCAUGGCCUUUAUUGGAACCGUUUUAUCAUGGUGGCUCAUUACUAAUUGGGGUCGUCGCGCCAUAUACGUUACCGGGAUUGGAGCUCUUACCGUCAUCCUGUUCAUCAUAGGCAUUCUUGAUGUAUCUGCUGGCGAGAAAGGCCUUUGGCCCUCUGGUGGCCUUUGUGUCUUCUGGCUAUUCAUAUACUCUCUCACUAUUGGACCUAUUACUUACAGCGUCAUCAGUGAGACUUCCUCGGUUCGGCUUCGCCCAUUGACAGUCGUGCUAUCACGAAAUGCCUACCAGCUUGUCAAUAUAGUCUCUCAAGUCCUCCAGACUUACAUGAUGAACCCUACGGAGUGGAAUCUAAGAGGCAAGGCCGGCUUCUUCUGGGCGGGUACUGCCGGGAUCAUCUUCGUUUGGUCAUACUUUCGCCUACCUGAAUGUAAAGGCCGUACGUACGAGGAGCUGGACAUGCUGUUUGCCAGAGAGAUCCCGGCCAGAGACUUCUCGAAGGCUCACGUGGAUGCCUACGAGGAGGCUUCGGAUCAUGUCGAAGAUGUUAUGGAGGCAACGCCACGGAAAGAGGAACUUUAG